Messenger RNA from Trichoderma citrinoviride, 810 nucleotides. RefSeq lists its product as hypothetical. The transcript is spliced from 3 exons. The record is from RefSeq and is a predicted model, not a curated record. Lineage: Eukaryota; Fungi; Ascomycota; Sordariomycetes; Hypocreales; Hypocreaceae. The coding region runs from base 1 to 810 and encodes 269 amino acids.
AUGGGCCGCCACGACGUCAAGAAGCGCCUCUACCUGAGCCGCCCCGACCCGGACAUCAUCACCACCCGCACCCAAGUCACCCGCUACAUCCCCGAGUCGCGCUCCAGCUCGCGCUCGCGCUCCCGCUCCCGCUCCCGGUCUCGCGACCGCUCCCACUCGCGGCCCCCCGUCGAGGUCAUCACCGUGCCGCGGCCUCCUCCCGCCGUCAACAUCCUGCCUCCCCCUCCGCCGCCGACCCUCCCGCCCGCGCCGAUGCCUCCUCCGCCGCCCCCGGAAAUCAUAGAGGUCAUCGCCGUCAGCGAGGACGAAAAGGAAAAGUCAAAGUCAAAGUCCAAGUCAAAGUCCAAGUCCAGGUCCAAAUCCAAAUCCAAAAAGAAGGAGUCCAAAAAGUCGUCCGAGCGCCACCACCACCACCACCGCUCCGAGAGCCCCUCCUCCGCAUCCUCCAUCUCAAGCCACUCCCGCAGCCGCAGCCGCAGCCACCACCGCCACCGCGAGAUCGACGAUGACGAUGAAGAUGACCUCGACCGCUACCGCCACGACUACGACUACGACCGUGACCGUGAGCGCGACCGCGACCGCGACGUCGAGGAGUCGCGCGACCGGGAGGUCUACGUCGAGAGGGAGCGCUACAUCCCUUAUCCUGUGCCCGUGCCGGCCGAGCCCCAGUACAAGACGUACCGCUACGUGGACGCCCCGCGCAGCCCCAGGCGCAGGCGUGAGUCGCCGUCGCCGCCGCGGUACAUUGACGAUAGGGAGCGGGAGGAGCGGGAGUUUAUUCGUAUCAAGGAUCGCGAAUAUCGGUUCUAG